AUGCGGGAAGAGCAUUCCACUAGAGCGGCAGCUUCAUCGUACGAGCGUGAGCUCAACAUUCGGCUGUGGCAGACUGGCUUUGUAGGAUGCACUGUGUUUGUGCAAGACGUGCUGUUUCAACUUGCCCUUGUGCUAAAGCACGAACAAAGGAGACUUGAUACCGGUGUGGAGAUGGACCAAAUUGGCUCUCACGGGUUACUCAUUUCGGGUGUACAUGGUGUGGGGAAGUCGCUAGCACUAGUGGCUUUGCAGCGGGAGCUUGUUCACGAGCAGAUCGCCACGUGGCGGAUUGACGGUAUGUCGUUGCUCAUGACGGCUGAAGGUUCAGCAUUUCCAACAGCUUAUGAGUACUUGGUCUACGCACUGGAGCAGCGCUUUCCCCGAUCACGAUCUCUAGCUGACGUCGAGACCAAACGCGAGUCAUCAUCAUGUGUUGGUGUUGUGCUGAUCGAUGACUUGGAGAUGCUCUUCCAAUCGGUGGAUGGCCAGCUCGCCGACGGCUCCGAGAUGCAGUUUACGUCACUUGGCAGCGCGUUGCUCCGACUAAUUGACGAACGGAGUUUGCGCUCCACACGUUUCGUUGUGGUUGGGACGACUGCAAGUGCUGAUGUGAACAUACCAUCUGCAGCUAAGCGUGCUGGAAGGUUUGACAAAGUUGUGGACUUGGUCGUCCCGACAGAACAAGGCCGACGAGACAUUUUGCAACGGCAUCUGGUCGGGUUGCCACUACGAAGAGGAGCAGACAGUGAAGGCAAUGGUCAUGCAGCAAGUCUAGCGUCACGGUUGGCGGCACUAAGUGGGGGCUACGUGGCCAAAGAUCUUGUACGCAUCUGUCGAUACGCGACUGCUCAAGUGCAUGCCGCAUCGACUCUUGAUGGCGAUCCGACCGAGUCAUCUGUCGGAUGGUCCGAUCUAUUGCGAGCUCAGCAGCACAUCAAACCUUCUCAGCUGCGAGAGCUCAACGUGUCAUCGCCUGGUGCACAUGGGGAUGGAAAGCUUGCUUUUGCUGGCUAUGCUGCUGUUCGACAGCAACUGUGGGACUUCAUCACUCGAACAUUCCACCCGACUGCAGCGAUGAGCCGCUUGUGCAUUUCCGAGGCGUCAGGGAUAUUGCUGUCAGGUCCAUCAGGCUGCGGUAAGACGCUGCUCGUGCAAAUUGUGGCAGCUCAAGCCCGAGUCAACUUUGUAUCCGUGAAGUCAUCAGAGCUGCUGUCCAAGUACUUUGGGGAUAGCGAAAAAGCAGUUCGCCAGCUCUUCGCUCGAGCACGUGCCGCCUCACCGUGUCUCUUGUUUUUUGACGAGUUUGAUUCCAUCGCUCACAAGCGAUCGUUUAGUGGAAACGAUGGAGGCAGCAGUGGUGGAGGAGUCUACGCCCGAGUGCUUUCCACCUUCCUCAACGAGAUGGACGGUGUGGGCUCGCAACGAGUUCGUGUAUCCACUUCACAUGUCAAGAAGUCGCCUGCUGUCGAGAGCGGUGGCAUCCUUGUCGUGGCUGCAACCGACCGGAGAAAUGCGCUGGACGCUGCCCUGAUCCGUCCUGGUCGAAUUGACAAGACUGUCGUGUUGGGAUUUCCAACGCAAGAAGAUGUUGAGGAACUUCUUGCGGUUUACACGAGAAAGAUGCCGCUCGCUACAGACGGUGACAUCCAAGAGCUUGCGGCGCGACCGAGAGGCUCUCACACAUUCACGGGUGCUGACAUUGCAUCAAUUUGCAAGGAAGCGGCCUUCCGCGCCCUUCGCGAAGGCGUCGAGGCAAAGACAGUAUGCGCACGACAUUUCGAGGCCGCAUGGGACCAGCGCGCUCGAGAAGCCCCAGGCACCUCCGAAUCGGACUCGUGGACUGUCAAGCCAUGA
This is a messenger RNA of Peronospora matthiolae, 1854 nucleotides long. Lineage: Eukaryota; Oomycota; Peronosporomycetes; Peronosporales; Peronosporaceae. The record is from the annotation of a GenBank genome assembly.